UCCACCACAAAAUACAAAUCUCACCGCCCACUAAACCUCCACUUUCUUCAUUAUUCAUAUACUUCCGGCCCCAUGGCAUUUUCUACACUUUCAGCUCCGGCGACGCAGCUCAUCGCUGCUCACUCCUCCGCCCACAACCACCCAAAGCUCCUCCACACUCACUCUCUCUCCGCCGCCGCCUUCUCUUUCCCCGCCACCCACAACGGCCAUAGUAGCAGUGGGCUUGCCAGCAUUUCCGCCCCUUGCAAAUGGAGAGCCAGUGUUUCGUUCUUCCCAGGCUUCUUGAACUUGAACAAAACCAAAGACCCAGAGCCCAUCAAAGAAGAACUCUUUGAAGCUCUUGCGCCACUUGAUCGUGGCGCGGAUGCCACUCCUGAAGAUCAAGAAAAGAUUGAGCAAAUUGUUCGGAAGCUGGAAGCAGCCAAUCCGACAAAGGAGCCACUGAAGUCUCCUUUCCUAAAUGGCAAAUGGGAACUUAUAUACACAACUUCACAAUCGAUUCUCCAAACGAAUAGGCCAAAGUUCUUAAGAUCAAGAACAAACUACCAAGGAAUCAAUGCUGAUACACUUCGAGCCCAGAAUUUGGAAUCUUGGCCAACUUUCAAUCAGGUGACAGCAGAUUUAACACCAGUAAAUGCAAGCAAGGUGGCUGUCAAGUUUGAUUACUUCAAAAUCGCAGGCCUGAUACCAAUAAAAGCUCCUGAUACAGCUCGCGGCUCGCUGGAUAUUACUUACUUGGACAAAGAACUGAGAGUAUCAAGAGGUGAUAAGGGCAACCUGUUCAUCCUUAAAAUGGUGGAUCCCUCUUACAGAGUCCCUGUCUGAAUUCGCCUCUCCAGUACAGCAUAUGAGGAGAUGUUCCAGAUUUUGUUGUACUCUGGUUUCUGUAACCUAUAUAGAGAAUUUUUGAACCACCAAAAACAAACUCAGACAUUAUAUAAGA
Ipomoea nil (Japanese morning glory) is the source of this 943-nucleotide messenger RNA. Its product is annotated as probable plastid-lipid-associated protein 4, chloroplastic. Bases 73 to 825 code for a protein of 250 amino acids. The record is from RefSeq and is a predicted model, not a curated record. The transcript is spliced from 6 exons. NCBI's taxonomy places the organism in Eukaryota, Viridiplantae, Streptophyta, Magnoliopsida, Solanales, Convolvulaceae.